Messenger RNA from Phoenix dactylifera (date palm), 876 nucleotides. The record is from RefSeq and is a predicted model, not a curated record. NCBI's taxonomy places the organism in Eukaryota, Viridiplantae, Streptophyta, Magnoliopsida, Arecales, Arecaceae.
AUGGCGGCGGACGAGAUGUCGAGGACGGUGCCGUUCGUGUGCCGGGGGUGGCGGGAGGCGGUGCUGGGGCCGUACUGCUGGGCCGAGAUCGACUUGGAACAGUGGUGCCGCCGGGUGAACCGCUCCGAUGUCAUCGACUCGGCGAUGAGGAGGCUCGUCCGCCGCAGCCGGGGCAACCUUCGCCGCCUCUCUGCCUACCGCCUCGGCAACUCCGCCUUCUCCUACGUCGCCAUCUCUGCUGAUAAGCAGUAUUCGAGAUUUACGGGGAUGACACAAAUUAUCAAAGUUACAACAUCCAUUGCAAGGUUCCUGAAUAUCCUCCAGAUUCCAAUGAGUGAAGUAACCGAUCAAAUGGUGGAGAAGCAUGCAGAAUCACUUUCAGCUCUAACUGUACUGGACAUUAGCAACUGCCUCAAGAUCACCUCCAAGGGCAUCGAGUCCCUGGGAAAGCAUUGCAAGUCCCUGAUUCAGCUGAGGAGGAACAUGCCUCCGCCAGACUAUGAAUGGAGCCAGGAUGGCACUGUGAAUGCCAAGGUAGAUGAGUCAGAGGCAUUGUCUGUGGCCAACACUAUGCCAAGGCUUGAAUACCUUGAACUUGCCUAUGGACGUUUUAGUGACUGUGGGCUAGAUGCCAUUCUCACCAACUGCCAUUAUCUCCAUGUCCUUGACAUCCGUGGGUGCUGGAAAGUAGAUAUAAAUGAAGGUAUUGAGCGCAAGUGUCACUUAAUUCAGUCCUUCAAAAGCCCUUGGUAUGAUGAAUAUGAGCCUGUUUGUUCUGACAAUGGAGAUGACAAUGAUGAGGAUGUUGAUGGAGUCGAUGAUGCUGAACUGGUGGAUGUGGACACUGUUGAUGAAUCAAAUGAUGAGACUUGGUAG